ACUUCGUCGCGUUGAGAAAAUUCCAGUAUCAACCAUCACUUGCACACACCCACCCUCUCUAUUCUCCUCUCAACCUCGAAAACCAUGGCCUCUCUCGUCCGUGGAGCCGCAUCUCUAAGCCGCACUGCCAUUUCCGCUUCCAAAUCUCCGAUCCAACUCCUCCACCGCCGCAACUUCGCCGGAGCCGCAGAUCAUCAUGGCCCUGCUAAAGUUGACUUUUGGAAAGACCCAAUGAGCCCAUCUAAAUGGAAGGAAGAGCACUUUGUGAUUGUCUCUUUAACUGGCUGGGGACUACUCAUCUAUGGAGGAUACAAGUUAGCCACCGGAGGCAAGAAAGAAGAGAAAUUGGUGAAAGCAUCACAGUGAGAUUUCCAGCAUAUAUCAACCCAAAGUUUUCCUGGUAAUAAUGUGUGUGCCUGGAGUUUUUCAGUCUCAGUCUAAUUUGCUUGCAAGCAAAUCUUUUGACUAGUUAUAAAUUAGUCCUUGCAGACAAUGAAUGUUGGGAGAUGAUUUUCUCCAGAACAAUGUAUUACAUUUAACUUUAUAUUUUGCCCAUUCUAUGCCAAUUCCUGAAUUCCUCUA
Molecule: messenger RNA, 582 nt
Organism: Lotus japonicus
Lineage: Eukaryota; Viridiplantae; Streptophyta; Magnoliopsida; Fabales; Fabaceae
Exons: 4
Coding region: 85-366 (93 amino acids)
Source: RefSeq, a predicted model, not a curated record